CCGGCUAAACCCUCCUUGGAGACACCCGUCUUCUCUGGCUCACUCCGCCAUGCGCACGGCUUCGCGCAGCUCCGUCGGCCUGGCACAAACCCUCCGCGCUGCGAACCUUCAAACGACGGAACAGGCACGCGCACCUUGCCGGCAGCACGGCCCUUGUCACCGUUUGCAGGACAGAUUGGGCCGCAAGUGCACUGCAGACCGCGAUGGAGGUCGGCGGCAGCUGGUCAGACUCUGACGACUCGGACCAGCCUCGUCAAUACUCAGGCAGGACGCCGCUCCGCUCCAGGCAGGAGCCGCCGCAGUCGCAGUCGCAGUCACAGUCACAGUCACAGUCCAAGCACCUGCCUUCCGCACGCCCUCACUCACGCGCCCGCCGCUCCAUCAGCCCACCACCGCUCUCGCGCCUCUCGAGCGGUGCUCUCCACGCCGACGCCGCGCCUUCUGCCUCCUCCAUCAUCGCCCGCGGCGAUGACAACGACCUCCCUGCCGCGAAGCGGGAUGACCCCAAGAUGGGCGCCCGGCAGUCGACUAACAGGAGCGCCAACACGACCCCGACCACACAGAGACACCAUGCCACCCCGGCGAGUACGAGCAACCGCACGCCCAAGCAACACACCCCGCGCAAGCCGGCAUGGACAGUGGACAAGCUCGAGGAGUCCCUCAAGGCCUUCGCAGACGAGAUAGGCAAAGACGGGGCCAAGCGGACAGUGCGCUUGGUGCGCCUGUCGUGGAAGAAGAAGGCGCCGGCACCGAUCUCACAGUCUGUCAGCAGCAAAAACUGGUUUGAGGGCAUGAAGUGCAUCCCUGUCGAGGGCGGCAAGAAAUCGCCAGACACAAUGAAGAUCAAGACCAAACAGGUCGGUCACGGCCGCAACGGCAAGCUGGAGAGGAGAGAGCACUAUCGCGUCAUCUGCAUCAAGACAGAUCAGGAGGCUGUGCCUGGAUACAGCUUCCAUCAUGUCGACAUUGUCAAGAACAUCCUCUCGCCCAAUACCAUGCUGACCUACGUGCCGCAUUUACGAGACCUCGCGGAUAACGAGGAGAAGAAGUACCGCACGUGGCUCGAGAACCUAGAGUCCAUGGAUAAAACUUCCGGGUUUGCCACCUUGAGUAGACACCAGAAAGUCGUCAAGACAAUACAGAAGGAGCGUGCCACGACACUGCUGCUGUAUCUUGACCGCUGGCUCUCACGGUUGGGACUGGAGGCCUGCACCAAGUCGAACCUCAUCCGGCAUAUGACGCGGGAGAUGGAGACGGCCACACCGCAGCAGAAGUCGAGCAUCCUCAACGCUCAUGACGAAAACAACUCCCCGAGGACAAGCAAGACAAUCAAAAUGUUCACCCAGGCCUUUGACAACGUGUUCAACGACGAGAAACUCAAGGAACAGCGCGUGCCACUACAAGAAGUCCUCCUGCUGGACAAGUCUGUCGAUACCUUUGGAGAUCCGAAGAAAUGGAUGAAGGAAACACCUGGGCAGGCCAAAGCGGUCGACCAAGCCACAACAGUCGAGUCGUUUACCGAGACGUACUCGCUCCUCGGCUGCCUCGUCUGCUUCUGCCACUCCUGCGAGCAUGGAGAGUUUGGUGUUGACAAUGAGCGGAAGCGAUUCUCUGUCGAAAUGAUCGGCGGCAUGUCUGGGCUUCUUGAGAGAAGCGCUCUCGCAAAGAGGAACGGAGCGCGCAAUGGUUUGCACUCGCUCCAUGAAGACUCCUCGCCAUGCAGCGACCAUUGCUUCAAGCUAUUUGGUCCGCCUGGUGGCCGAGUUCCGGCAUGGACGGAGAUUGAGAUCAAUGUCCUCAAAGCUAUGCAUGCUACUUCAAUGGACGACAGCUUACCCACCGCAUGCGCUGUGGCACAGGUAACUGGCCGGCCGUGCUUCGACGUCCGUCGUCAGCUCGACAAACUGGACCUGCCGAUGCCAGCCACACCGAAGGCAUCGCCACUGCCACGUGCGAAGACGUUACCGUGGUAUGACCGGCAUAAGAAGAUGCUCCUCGGCGACUGGCAAGACCACAUCAUGACCCACGAGCACCAGCGCAAGGAUUGUUUCGACCCUUGCAACCAUGAAGGUCCAUGCACACCGAAGAAUUGUACCUGUGUGCAGCAUGGCUUGCUGUGCGAGCGCUUCUGCCGCUGCACGUCGGAUAUGUGUGCCUACAAAUUCACAGGAUGUGCGUGCCAUUCUCUCGGCAAGGUCUGCAUGCCGAAACAGAAGGACCGCCCCUGUAUCUGUAUUCAGCUCAAUCGGGAGUGCGACCCUACUUUGUGUGGCAACUGCGGAGUCGUUGAGAGAACGGAGCCAGCCAAUAUCGACAACGACCAGCUCUUCACAACAGGCUGCCAGAACUGUGCCUUGCAAAGGGGCAGGCCGAAGUCUGUGGUCCUUGGGAAAUCGAGGAUUGCUGGAUAUGGCUUAUUUGCUGCAGAGGACAUUGGGUCGGACGAGUUUGUGAUCGAAUAUGUCGGAGAGCUCAUUUCACAGGACGAGGGCGUGCGUCGUGAAGCACGGCGUGGUGACGUAUUUGACGAAUCGGCAAAUACAUCAUACCUGUUCACGUUGCUCGAGCAGGAGGGCAUAUGGGUUGACGCUGCGAUAUAUGGCAACUUGAGUCGAUACAUCAAUCAUCAGGACGACAACUGCAACGUCACCCCGCGCAUCCUCUUCGUCAAUGGCGAGUAUCGUAUCAAGUUCAGUUCGCUGCGCGAUAUCAAGGCUGGAGAAGAGCUGUUUUUCAACUACGGCGAGAAUUUCCCAAACUUGACCAAAAAGCUUCUACAGGAAGAGGAGAAAGCGCACAAACGGCAACGAAAAGCGAAGGAGCAGAUGGAAGAGGACGACGACGGCAAGCACAGGAAGAAGCCUGGGCGUAAGCCUGGACGGAAGCCUGGCCGGCCACCCAAUCGGAAGCCCAAGAAGACGUUUGCUACAUUGGACUCUGAGGAUGACGAGGACGUGACGAUGGAGGAUUUUAUGGUGGAAGACUCGGAAGAGAAUGCCGGAGUCGCUACUCGGAAGAGAAAGCGCGCUGCCGAUGAUGAUGAUGACGACGAUGAGGCUGAGAUGGAGCAUAGGAAGUCGAACAACACUAGCGGCCCAGCAAGGGGCAGAGCCAAACGCGGCGGCAGGCGGCCCGGACCUAAGCCAAGACGGCACGUCGAGAUCGCAGACACCGCCGACGAAGGGACUGCCACGCAGUCGCAAGAUGAAGCUGGCAUCCCACUAGUCCCACAACCUCUGGCCGAGGGACGACGACUUCGCAAGGAUGACAAAAUCCAGGAACCGCGAGACGUCGUUAUCAUUGACGAUGACGCGGCGGAGGCAGACGAGGUCAUGGUCAUGAGCAGCGGUCGCAAAUCCCGGGGGGCUGCGGCCCGUCACCCAUUCCAUCCUGAGGCGCGUGCCGCCCCUAUCCAUAUUGAUCUCGGUUCCGUUGAAUUGUCUGAUCACGCUGCAGCAGUCGAUGACUCUCCCACGCGGAGUAGGAGAGGUCCUCAGCGCCGCCACCGACAACAGCAGCAAGACCCGGAACACGUGGCGGCGACGAAUUCGAGCCCGUUGUCAGAGCCGGCCUAUCAGUCCGAUUCAGAUGAUGUACGGGGGCCGGCUGCGCGGGGGCGAGGUGGCGGGGACGCGAAUGAGGCCGGCAAGAGGCGUGGGCGGAGUGACCUCACGAUUGAGCUCACCCGCGAUGGAAGUAGCAGCACCGGCCUGAGCGGCAUCGUGGUCGAAGAUGAUUCGGACGACAGUGCACCCAUCAUUGACCGCUCGAGAUCGCGCACGCGGAGGAAGCCCGCGAGGUACGAGGACUAGGAUAAAGCCCUGUCCGACAACCGCCCAUUACACGGGAAAUGCUGAUUGUAAGGCGCUGCGGAGGCAACAUCUAUUUUCCUCUGCAAGCACAUUACAUGGUUUUUGGUGUACCUAGCAGGCGUUUGUGGUGAAAUUUUCUGUUUCUAAUCCCAGCUUGUAGAAUAUAAUUCACAGAGAUUAGCCAUACUA
Molecule: messenger RNA, 4001 nt
Organism: Microdochium trichocladiopsis
Lineage: Eukaryota; Fungi; Ascomycota; Sordariomycetes; Xylariales; Microdochiaceae
Exons: 1
Coding region: 204-3812 (1202 amino acids)
Biological process (GO): chromatin remodeling
Molecular function (GO): protein binding; histone methyltransferase activity
Source: RefSeq, a predicted model, not a curated record